UCCCAUUACAAGCUCCUUCAACAUGACGGGAAUUAUGUUCAUUCUUUUGCUGUUCGUUUUUGGAUGUGUAUUUGCUUCUCCAACUUGUACUGAUGAAGAAGCAAACAAAUGCAUGUCCGAUGGCGGAAAUUUUGAUUUUCUGCACCUUGAAGAAACCUUCCCAAAAGAUGAAGCGCACCUCACAGAAUUUUGCUCAAAUGCCUUUUCACUACUUGACUGUGCAAUUGGUUUUAUUGAUCGCUGUCCAAACACCAAAUACGCGGACUAUCUUGAAGGUAUGAAGGGUCAAAAAGCCGUUUUCAAAAAGUUAUGUGACACAUCAAAUUCAUUCAGAGCAGAGUACUUGGAGAACGUUGCUUGUCUGAACAAUAAAAUAUCGACGGUUGCGGAAAAAUGUGCAGAAGAGAUGAAUAUAUUCGCUGAUGGCUUCAAGUGCUCCAUUGGUGUCCGUAAUUACAAGGAUUGUAUUGAGGAUGCUGUGAAAGAAUGCGGUGAGAAGACAGUUGAAAUCUUCAGAACACUGUACCACCCGAGGCAAAGUAUUAACACGACACUUUGCGAGCAAAUUCUGAAGAACCUGAGAGAUAUGGGAAUCAUUUCAUGAAGCUUCCCUGAUGCGGAUGAAUUUUGUUUUCUUCAAGAAAAGUGUAACCAAAUAUUUGCUUUUCCGAAAAAAAUUGAAAAAUGUUUAUAUAUACAUUGAUUUUGAUUCGAGUACCAAAAAAUCUAAGCACAGAAAUAUUUCUGUAACAAAAAAAUAAUAAAAUGUUUUGUAAA
Messenger RNA from Uloborus diversus, 777 nucleotides. RefSeq lists its product as uncharacterized. Lineage: Eukaryota; Metazoa; Arthropoda; Arachnida; Araneae; Uloboridae. The record is from RefSeq and is a predicted model, not a curated record. The coding region runs from base 23 to 604 and encodes 193 amino acids. The transcript is spliced from 5 exons.